AACAUAUGACCUCUAGGUCAGUGUUAAAAUCCUUCACGACUUUAUCUCUUAAUUUGAGAGACAUUGUUCCAUCUGGUCUCAUGUACUAUACAAUUUCAUAUUCAGUGAAAGCUCCAGCUAAAUCCAGCAUGCCAGUCCACUCGAAAAAGAUAAUGCCAGAGAUGCAAAUAUUCCGCUACAUAGAAGCAGCUUCACUCGGCGGCGCCGUUUGCUAUAUCCUACAUGGAUUCCACCCCCACCGACCCACAAACGAAGGACGAUACCAUGCGUGGACAUCCGCCCUUGAAUCCGCCUGUGUCGACAACCUUGAAGCCGCCGCCCUUCAAGUAGCCACCAACGCCGCGUUGAUGACGACCUACACGCUGCGCCGCAUCUGGUCUUGAAGAAGCCGCCAACGCCGCGCCGGUGACGACCUACAGGUCGCACCGCACCCGCCCUUGAAGAAGUCACCAACGCCGCGCCUGUGAAGAAUGCAUUCCUCCAACGACGAUGGUGUCUCUCCCGCCGCCGCCCGCCUUUCGUCGAACAAAACUGCACGCGCAGCUGGGAAAAAGUCGCGGAAAGCUACUGAAUUGAGCGUGCUCUGGAGGAUUUGGGAUAGUUUGGCUUGCGCAUAUAUGCGGGAUCCAUCGUCUCCUUUACGGGAAGCCGAAAAAAUGGGGAAAGGAACAACAGUCUGUUGGAGGCGAAGAAUUCGGAGUUUCGACGCGAAAAACACUAUUCAGAUUGAUAUGCGGCAUCUCUUGGAGUUGCUCUUAGAGAAGCAAUCCGGGCCGGAACAGGGUCCUUUCGAUUGUUUGGGAUUGGAGCCUCAGAUUAAUUCCUAGCCGGAUUACUUCUCUAAUUUACAUAGAUUUUGAUGAGCUAAAAUAAAUUAUGUCUUAUUCCGGUACAACCGAACGGGUCCUAAGGGCAUGUUCGUUUGUGUUGGAUUGGUGGGUCAGAACGAUUCCUAACCGUAUUACUUUUCUAAUUUAUAUAAACUUUGAUUAGAUAAAAUGAUUUCGGAUGCAAUUCCACACAAACGAACAAAGCCUAAUUGAGGACUUGGAUCUUGAGAUGAGGGAAGGGAGCACGACGGACACAGAGGCAAGGGAACCGGCCGUUGGCUGGCUACCAGCGUGGUGCACGACACGAUGGGAUGGAACCCGGCAGCGCCGACGAGAGGAGCGCGGCGCACCGCGCACGUCACAAGGAGUGGCGAAGGAGCGCCGACGAGAGGAGCGCGGAGACCUCGCUGGCGGAUCUCAGACAGCGAGAGGAGCCGAGGGCCGAGGCUUGGAGUCCCCAAGAAAAUUAAAGAUGACUGCCCGUCAGAAACGCGUGACGUGAGCAGCCGGAGUAGAUAUUCCGACGAGUCUUGCGGCGGCACGCGAGAGCUUGACUCGGGAGUGCAGCUCCAGCGCCAGCGCCACGACGACUACUCG
Molecule: messenger RNA, 1427 nt
Organism: Zea mays
Lineage: Eukaryota; Viridiplantae; Streptophyta; Magnoliopsida; Poales; Poaceae
Exons: 1
Coding region: 6-383 (125 amino acids)
Source: RefSeq, marked predicted